This is a messenger RNA of Trifolium pratense (red clover), 4269 nucleotides long. Its product is annotated as RRP12-like protein. The transcript has 18 exons. The record is from RefSeq and is a predicted model, not a curated record. Lineage: Eukaryota; Viridiplantae; Streptophyta; Magnoliopsida; Fabales; Fabaceae. The coding region runs from base 206 to 4042 and encodes 1278 amino acids.
AAAUGGGGCUGUAGGUAGCAAAAAAGAGGGUGUAAAAAGAGUCACUAGAUAAAAUGUAACCGGCCCAAUAAAUUCCCGCGAAGUUAAGAAAACGAACUAUAACUCUGUUUCUUCUCUUUCCCUUCUCUUCACUCUGCUGCUAUCUCAUAAACCCUUGCCGCCGUGAAAGCUAUCUAGGGUUUCCGUUCGCUUUCCAUUCUCAACAAUGGAAGGAAUCGAAAUGGAGCAAUCAACAUUCCCCACAGACGAAUCAACCAACGACGAUUUCUGCAAUUCAAUCCUCUCUCGAUUCGGUAACUCCCCCAACGAAAGUCACCAACAACUCUGCGCCAGCACAGGCUCAUUGUCACAGUUGCUCAAAGACCAGAAAAAACAAUUAUCACCGGCUGCAUACUUCGGCGCCGCUUGUUUUUCACUCAAUAGCAUGUUGAAGGAACCUAAUCCAAAUUACCACAUCAUCGAAGCGGUUCUCACAAUUCUAUCACUUGUAAUUGUUAAACUUCCUGGUGAUGCGUUGAGGAUGGGGAGAGAGUCUGUGUCUGAGCUUGUUCCGAGAGUUAUUGUCUCUCCGUCGAUACCAGAGAGUUCAGUUGUUAAUGGAUUGAAGUGUGUUUCACAUUUGUUGAUGGUUAGAGAUAGUGAUCAUUGGUCUGAUGUUUCUCCUUUGUUCAAUGUGUUGUUAGGGUUUCUCACUGAUUCACGACCUAAGGUCCGAAGGCAAUCUCAUUUGCGUCUCCGAGAAGUCUUGAUAAACUUUCAAAAGUCUUCGCUAUUAGCAUCUGCAAGCGAAGGCAUCGUUAACUUACUUGAAAGGUUUCUACUGCUUGCCGGUGGAGCAAAUGCAAAUCCUGGGGAAGGAACUAUGGGAGCCCAGCAGGUUUUAUAUAUUCUUGAUGCCUUGAAAGAAUGCCUUCCUUUGUUGUCGCUAAAAUACAAGAACAACAUUCUUAAGCAUUACAAAACUCUAUUGCUUCUGGGUCAACCUCUAGUCACUAGGCGCAUAACAGAUAGUUUGAGUUUUCUCUGUCUUUACCCGACAUCAGAAGUUUCCCCUGAAGCACUACUUGAGGUGUUAUGCACAUUAUCGGCUCUUUCUACCUCAUCAAAUGAGAUGUCUGGAGAUGGAAUGACAUCUACUGCUCGCUUGCUUGAUGCUGGAAUGAAGAAAGUUUUUUCUCUAGACAGGCAAAUGUGUGUAAUUAAGCUUCCCAGCGUCUUUAAUGAUCUCAAAGAUAUUUUGGCUUCUGAACAUGAAGAGGCCAUAUUCGCAGCCUCAGAUGCAUUGAAGAACAUGAUCAAUUAUUGCAUUGAUGAAAGUUUGAUUAAACAAGGAGUGGAUCAGAUAACUUUGAAUGAAUCAAGGAGGUCAGGACCAACCAUUAUUGAGAAAAUUUGUGCAACUGUUGACAGCUUACUUGGUUAUCACUAUGCUGCUGCCUGGGAUAGAGUAUUUGAAGUUGUUUCCGCUAUGUUUAACAAAUUAGGAAACAACUCUCCUUACUUUAUGAGAGGUAUACUCCAAAACUUGGAAGAUAUGCAGAAGAUGCCUGAUGAAGAUUUUCCCUUUAGGAAACAGCUUCAUGCAUGUCUUGGAUCAGCUCUUGUUGCAAUGGGACCUGAAACUUUGUUAUCCCUUAUACCAUUGAAUUUGGAAGCUGAAGAUUCAUCUGUCUCGAAUAUAUGGCUCUUUCCAAUUCUAAAACAGUAUAUUAUUGGUGCGCCUCUAAAAUAUUUUACAGAGGAAAUUUUGCCUAUGAUUGAACGUGUAAGGGAGAAGGCUCAAAAGCUUGAGAAGCAAGGAUUGAUGGUGUCAUCAAGGAAUGCAGACACGCUCGUUUACUCUUUGUGGUCUUUGCUACCUUCAUUUUGUAACUAUCCUUCAGACACAGCUAAAAGUUUCAAGGAUCUAGAGAAACAUUUGCGAAGUAAACUAAAAGAAGAACCUGAUAUUCGUGGAAUAAUAUGCACUAGUUUGCAGCUUCUGAUUAGACAAAACAAAAAUAUUAAGGACUCGAAUGAUAAGGAUGAGGAUAUGGCCAAAGAACAAGUUUUGGUUAAUUACUCACAACAGGUUGCAACUGAAAAUUUGAGGGCACUGGAGAUAUCUGCAAAGAACAUGUUAAAAGAUCUGUCAGAUGUGUUCUUAAAAUCUACAAAAGAUGAUGGUGGUUGUUUGCAGGGCACAAUUGGUGACAUGGCUUCUAUAGCAGAAAAGAAAGUCGUACAAAACUUAUUUAAGAAGAAAAUGUCGGACCUUUUAAAAUGCACUCAAAAGGCCAACAAUGACAAUUCCGAAAGUUCUAUGCAUAUUGAUGAAUCAAAUGAUGUGUCUCAAUCAGUUCAAAGGGCACGGCUUCUUGAUUUUGCAGUUUCAUUGUUGCCUGGAUUAGAUGUGAAAGAUAUUGAUUUAUUAUUUCAAGUAUUAAAGCCAGCAUUGCAGGAUGUUGGUGUCAUGCAGAAGAAGGCAUACAAAGUUCUUUCAAUCAUGCUCAGGAGCUCAGAUAGUUUUGUUUCGUCUAAGCUUGAGGUUCUUCCUGGGCUUAUGGUUGAAAUUCUUCCUUGCCAUUCUUCUGCCAAACGUCAUAGACUUGAUUGCCUUUACUACUUGAUAGUCCAUGUUUUGAAGUCAGAGGCAGUCAAAGCUGAGUUUCUUUACUUCUUAACAGUCCAUGACUCGAAGGAUGAUUCGACGACCUGGCCAGAAGUUUUCCUCACUGAGAUGAUACUGGCUCUUAAAGAGGCUAAUAAAAAAACCAGGAACAGGGCUUAUGAAGUUCUGGUUGAAAUUGCCCAUGCAUUUGGAGACGAGGAGAGAGGCGGGAACAAAAAUAACCUGUAUCAAUUUUUUAUCAAGGUUGCUCGUGGCCUUGUUGGAAAAACUCCACAUAUGAUAAGUGCAACGGUCAAAGGUUUAGCUCGCUUGGCAUAUGAGUUUUCUGAUCUUGUUUUAACUGCUUUUGACUUGCUUCCAUCCACAUUUGUGCUGCUUGAAAAAAAGAACAGGGAGAUAACUAAGGCCAAUCUUGGUUUAUUAAAGGUUUUAGUAGCCAAAUCACAAGCAGAAGGAUUGCAAAUGCAUCUGAGGAGUGUGGUUGAGUGUUUGUUUAAGUGGCAAGAUGCCGCCAAAAAUCAUUUAAAAGCAAAGGUCAAACUUCUUUUGGGAAUGCUUAUCACAAAGUGUGGAUUGGAGGCCGUUAAAGCUGUUAUGCCCGAAGAGCAUAUGAAACUUCUGUCUAACAUACGCAAGAUCAAGGAGCGGAAAGAGAGGAACAAAGGUGCUAAAUCUGAAGAAACUAGGUCUCAUGUUUCAAAAGCAACUACAUCCAGGCAAAGUAGAUGGAACCAUACAGAUAUUUUUUCGGAUUUUGAUGGAGGGAGCACCGCUGGUAGUAAUGCAGAAUACCUGAAUGGCAGGACAGUGGGUAGAUCUUCCACACAUCUCAAAUCAGCACCAUCUUCAUUUAGGGCCAAUAUGAGACUGAAAAGGAAUUUGUCUGGGGACUUAUCUGACGAAUCAGAUGAUGAGCCGCUUGAUUUGCUUGAUCGGGAGAAAACAAGGUCUGCUCUUAGAUCGUCUCUCAAAAGGAAGUCAAGGUUAGACGAUGAUGAGAUAGAGGUAGAUUCUGAAGGACGUUUGAUUAUCCAUGAUGAAGGGGAACAAACAAAGGAAACCCCAGCGGAGUCAGAAUAUGAUGCUAGGAGCGAGCCUGAUAGUCAUUUGUCUGCAAGAUCUGGAACUAAAGCCCAAAAGAAAAGAAGAAAAACAGAGUCCGGUAGGGCUUACACUGGGAAGGAAUAUGCUAGCAAAAAAGCAGGUGGAGAUAUAAAGAGGAAGGAUAAGCUGGAACCUUAUGCAUAUUGGCAACUUGAUCGGAAAAUGAUGAGUCGCCGACCACAACAUCGGGCUGCUGCAAAAAAAGGUAUGGCUUCUGUGGUAAAUAUGACAAAAAGGCUCGAAGGCAAGAGUGCCUCUGCCGCGCUUAAACUGAAUAGUAAGGGUAUGAAACUAAAAAGAAAUCAACGAAAGGGAGCAAACAAAUGAGAAGGUAACGAUCGUAGCCAUGAUUUGCUGUAAGUUUGUGUAUUUAUUUGACGGUGGAAAGGAAAGCAGGUUUUGAGUUUGCUGUUUUCUUAUAUGCUUAGAAAUAAUUUAUUUUUUUGGAGAAAACAAAAUAUUGUUUAAGUAGUGUUGUCCUAAACUUUGUAUUAUUCUGUUCAAAUUUUUGUGAUCCAAUUGAAGCAAAUACAAUUUAGCAUUAUUUUGUUAAA